AUGACGAAGGCAGCGUCGGCGCGCAACGCAGCCUCGAAAGCAGCCUCGCGCGCGUCGCGUGUAGCCUCCUCGCAUGCGAUAUCCAAGCUAGCGACGGGUGCGAUUGCGCCAAGGCGUGGGCCCUCUCUCGCUUCAGCUCUGACCCUCUCGACCGUUUCGAUGGCGUGCAAGGCGUUCCUGCGCGCGACAACGACUGUACAUGUCGCAGGCGAGGAGAGCCUAUAUUCGGCGCUGGGGAUCAAGGGUCGUGGAGGGGCGUGGAAGCGACGGCGGGGAGUGAUUACUAUCGCAAACCACAACUCGGUCGUCGACGACCCCAUGAUGUGGUCUCUCCUCCCUACCACGACAUACUUUCCCUUCGCGGGCCCGCGGUACACGUGUGCCAAUAGCCGGUGGACAUUAGGGGCAAGCGAUAUCAUGUUCACGAACCCUACGUUGUCCAAGUUCUUUGGGUGGGGACAGGUCAUUGAGACGGUGCGCGGCGGCGGGAUAUACCAGCUCGGCGUGGAUGACGCCAUACGGAAAAUUGAGGAGGGUGGAUGGGUCCAUAUGUUCCCGGAAGGCCGGGUUAACCAGGCCAAGUCGAAUCCGGACGGCGGGAUGUACCGCUUCAAGUGGGGCGUCGGCCGUAUCAUCAUGGACUCGGAGGUCAUGCCCGAAAUCAUCCCCAUCUGGAUCUCAGGUUUCGACCAGAUCAUGAACGAGCAUCGCAAGUGGCCGCGCUUCCUCCCGCGUCCGGGCGCCAACGUUAGCAUCACAGUCGGUGAGAGCCUCACCCCGCUCGUCGCGCCCUUGGUGGACGCAUGGCGCGCGGGUCUCCCGCGACACCCUGCAUCCGGCUCAGAACCAACAGCCCCGACGAGGGUAGAGAGCGACCAGAGCGCCCUCCGUGCGCACCAGGCAGAGCAUGCCGAUUACCUUUCCGGCGCGUUCGAUCCAGACGAGAGCACACGGCGCGAGAUCACCGCGCUCCUCCAGAAUGGGCUGAGGAGUAUGGGAGAAGCCGUGGAGAGCGGGGAGGGGCGGUUUGCCAAGCAGGAGUGGAGCCAAAGUCGGAGACGGGAGAGCCAGGGCGGGCUGCCGGCGCCAGAGAUCGAGAUGGCACGGAGGUGA
This is a messenger RNA of Cutaneotrichosporon cavernicola, 1113 nucleotides long. RefSeq lists its product as uncharacterized. Gene Ontology annotation, biological process: cardiolipin acyl-chain remodeling; inner mitochondrial membrane organization. The record is from RefSeq and is a predicted model, not a curated record. The coding region runs from base 1 to 1113 and encodes 370 amino acids. NCBI's taxonomy places the organism in Eukaryota, Fungi, Basidiomycota, Tremellomycetes, Trichosporonales, Trichosporonaceae. The transcript has 5 exons. Gene Ontology annotation, cellular component: mitochondrial membrane. Gene Ontology annotation, molecular function: 1-acylglycerophosphocholine O-acyltransferase activity.